AUGAAAACCAAAGGAAAGUACCCCAUUGCCUUCAAACCCAUCCUCCUCAUCACCUUCUUCCUCCUGCUUUUUCUUCUGGUAAUCUUCCUCAGAUCAUCUUCUUCAUCUCCAUCUCCUCAAUCUACCAAAAUACACUCAGAUGCAGACUUACGAAUCAACCCAUCAUCUUGCCCUCCACAACAACACACAUCAAUGGCUUCCGAUCAAACAUGCAACAAGAUCUCGCCGGCCAUCGCUGAAGCCCUCGUCCACUACGCCACUUCCAACAUAACCCCACAACAGACCUACAAGGAGAUCUCCGUCAGCCUCCGAGUCCUCACCAAGAAAUCCCCUUGCAAUUUCUUGGUUUUCGGGUUGGGAUACGACAGUCCGAUGUGGGCCAACCUCAACCACGGCGGCCGGACUGUGUUUCUUGAAGAAGACAAGUCAUGGAUCCAACAAAUCCAGUCCAAGUUCCCGACUUUGGAGUCGUACCACGUCGUGUACGACACCAAGGUGGCCCGCGCCGGCGAUCUUCUGGAGAUGGGGCGGAGGGAGGAGUGUCAGGUGAUCGGAGACCCGAGGGUUUCUGGGUGUGAGCUGGCGUUGAAAGGGAACUUGCCGGAGGAGAUAUACGAAGUGGAUUGGGAUCUGAUAAUGGUGGAUGCUCCGACGGGGUAUCACGACGGAGCUCCGGGGAGGAUGAAGGCGAUCUACACGGCGGGGCUGAUGGGGAGGAAUAGGGCGGAGGGGCAGACGGAGGUGUUUGUGCAUGACGUGGAUAGGGUGGUGGAGGAUGAGUUUUCGAAGGUGUUUUUAUGUGAAAGGUAUAUGACGGAGCAAGAAGGGAGACUGAGACACUUCACCAUUCCGAGUCAUCGGACUCGGCUGGGUAGACCUUUUUGUCCUCUCUAAAUCUCUUUCUCGUAUAAAUUCUACAAGGGUAUAAUUGUAAUUUACAUGAUUCGUUACUUGGACUUGAGAUCAUGUAAGACCGACCAACCAACCAGUAGACCCGUGGACCAUAAAUUAUCACCGAACCUUAACAGCAAAACAAAUCAUCAUGUAAUUUUUAAGAUGGUGUCACGGAAAUAGGCUGGUCUUUACUUUUAAAAUGCCAUUACAAUAUAUUUUUUAUAUUCCAUA
Messenger RNA from Cynara cardunculus var. scolymus (artichoke), 1125 nucleotides. Its product is annotated as glucuronoxylan 4-O-methyltransferase 1-like. The record is from RefSeq and is a predicted model, not a curated record. Bases 1 to 894 code for a protein of 297 amino acids. The transcript has a single exon. Gene Ontology annotation, molecular function: glucuronoxylan 4-O-methyltransferase activity. Gene Ontology annotation, biological process: xylan biosynthetic process. NCBI's taxonomy places the organism in Eukaryota, Viridiplantae, Streptophyta, Magnoliopsida, Asterales, Asteraceae.